Messenger RNA from Blepharisma stoltei, 887 nucleotides. The record is from the annotation of a GenBank genome assembly. Lineage: Eukaryota; Ciliophora; Heterotrichea; Heterotrichida; Blepharismidae.
AUGGGGUUGGAGAAAUCUAUAAAGGUGAAUGAAAAAACGACAAAACCCACGGCUUUCGAGUCUAUGUCUAUAUGAACGGAGCUAUAUUGGAAAGAUGCUAAACAGGGAACACCUAGACCAAUCGGGCAAUUGCCUAGCGUGAAACUGGGAGUUACACCCCAGGACUUGAAUUUUUCCUUUUUGCCGAUAGGUCACCAGAAAUUCAAUUUUUGGUGGUCAACUUCGUAUACCCAAGCAGCAUGCCGCAGAAGUCCAUAGCCCGCCCACUCAACACUCAAGCCGCAAGGAGAGGAGUAGACGUCCAGGCGAAAUCUCACUUCAGAAUUGCCAGGCCCAUCAGGAGCUGAAGAAGGAGAAAGGUAGUAUCCGAGCUGAUUCUUGGGCCAGCGAACCAUUACCCCAAUCCGGACAAGGUGGAACCGAAGACGGCGCAAAGCAGGUGAAUCCAGCAAUGGGGAUCCGUGGUGACUGCGUAAUCAAAACGGCAGACGCCUUCUAAUUUCUAAGUAAGUAAGUAAGUAAGUUUAAAAUUUAAACAAAAUUAGCUCGAGAUUCAUUAUACUAAUUAUCACUUAUAUAUCAAAAUUUUAUUUGUAAAAAAUUUUUCUAUUAAAACAAUUUUUGUUCACUUAAUGAAGGUGGGUUUUUGGAAAAAAAUAGGGAUUUUUUCUAAUGGUUUUGUUCGCUCACGGAGGGGGGAGUAAACAACAAAUGGAGAAGGCACUGAAAUUUGGCAGAGCACGAUACCAAGGAGAAUAUGCAGGCGGAAAGAAACAAGGGAAAGACAGAUUUGAAUGGGCUGGGGGAUUUUUAUAAAGGUCAGCUUAAAGAUUAUGGUUUUCAUAGGGCGAGGAUUUAUAUGAGGAGUGACGGUAGAAAAUAUUUAG